CAUAUUGUACAAAGACUUUUCAGAUGAAUAACGACAAUGGCUUCGGAUGGAAACGGUUGUGUAAAAGAUUCAUCAACGGAAGAAUCACAUCCAUUUGGUGUUGAUGACAUUUUGACAGAGAUUGGAGAGUUUGGAAAAUUUCAACGUUUAAUUUAUAUUAUUAUUUUUCUUGUGGUAAUAUUUAAUGCAGUGAUAUCAGUUGGAUUUGCUUUUACUGCGAGUACAGUUACUUAUAGAUGUCGAGUUCCAGAAUGCGAUGGAUCGGAAAAUUUGUACGAAAAACCAUGGACAGAUUUUUCGAUACCCAAAACUGUAGCCGGUAGGAUUGAUAGCUGCCAACGGUACAAGUCUUUCAAUUCCUCCAAAGAUGGCCAGCAAUAUUGCACUGCAGAAAACUAUGAUCAAGAACUCCAAACAGAUUGUGGUCAUGAUUUCAUUUUCCGGGAUGAAGAAGUUACCAUUUCUAACGAUUUUAAAAUCUUUUGUUCAGAUGAAUGGAAGCUUGCAAUGGUUGGAACCAUAAAUAAUUUGGGACAAUUUAUUGGAAUACCUUUGGGUGGACUUAUUUCUGACAGAUACGGCCGACGUUUGGUCAUAGUGUUGGGAACUCUUAUAAGUGCCGUUUUGGGUACAGCACGUUCUUUUUCACCAAACUACACUAUUUUUCUUAUCUUGGGAUUUCUUGACAACUUAUUCGGAUCGAAUCUCUACGCAACCGUUUUCAUUCUUGGCCUUGAAAUUGUUGGUCCAAAAGCUCGAGUACCUGCUUGUACAUUGAUAUCAAUGUGUGGUGGCAUUGGAGGAUUUCUACUAGCAGUUGUAGCGAAACAAUUUCAUGAUUGGCGUUUAAUUGAACGAGCAUUUUAUGUUCCUGCUUUAGGAUUCAUAGUUUUGCCAUGGAUACUUCCAGAGAGUUUCCGAUGGCUACUAUCCCAAGGCGAAGAAGAAGAAGCUGUACAAACUCUCCAAAAACUGGCAAAAGUUAACAAUCGUAAACUGUCAGAAUCCAGUAUUCAAAAGUUACUUGAAGCAAAUCGACAAAAUGUACCAGAUGAUAAAACAGAAGAAAAUAGCUCUCAACUUGUUGAUGCUUUUAAGAUCUUCCCUUGGAGAAUUUUGAAUUGUUCAUUUUGUUGGUUUACAAAUGUUAUGGUCUUUUUUGGUCUCAAUUUGAAUUCGGCUUUUCUUGGUGGAGAUAAGUAUAACAGUUUUAUGUGUGUUACUUUGAUUGAACUUCCAGGAAUGAUUUUGCCAUUUUUAACAAUGAAUCGAUUUGGUAGAAGAUAUUCUUUGUUUGGAUUUAUGUUUUUGAGUGGAGCUUUUAUUACAGCUAUGAGUUAUGUCAGUGCAGAAUAUGUGACUCUUCAACUUGUAUUGUAUCUUUUUGGAAAAAUGGCUAUUUCGGCAUCAUUUCAAACUUUGUAUUUCUUUACAUCAGAAGUAUUUCCAACGAGUGUUCGAAAUAGUUUGUUGUCAUUUUGUUCAAUGGUUGGACGGUUUGGUUCAAUGGUGGCGCCACAAACUCCACUUAUGGCAAAAUACUAUGCAUCAGCACCGGCACUUCUGUUUGCAAGUUGUUCCCUCUUAUCGGGCUCUUUGGCUUUGUUCCUUCCAGAGACAAAAGGCAUGAUUUUGCCAUCCACUUUAAAGGAUGCCAUUGGACAAAAAGAAGUCGAUGUCGAACCAGAAACCGAAGAAAAACUGUUGGAAUCGAAAGUUUAAUUAAACUCAAAUUUUUGUUAAUUAUUCUUAUAUAACAUUCAGGUUCAAUGUACAAAUGCAAGAAUUCUCAAAUAAAAACGUCCUUAAAUAAGUCA
Episyrphus balteatus (marmalade hoverfly) is the source of this 1817-nucleotide messenger RNA. RefSeq names its product solute carrier family 22 member 3-like. Gene Ontology annotation, cellular component: membrane. The transcript is spliced from 6 exons. Bases 37 to 1722 code for a protein of 561 amino acids. Gene Ontology annotation, molecular function: transmembrane transporter activity. Gene Ontology annotation, biological process: transmembrane transport. Lineage: Eukaryota; Metazoa; Arthropoda; Insecta; Diptera; Syrphidae. The record is from RefSeq and is a predicted model, not a curated record.